Messenger RNA from Cylicocyclus nassatus, 3161 nucleotides. NCBI's taxonomy places the organism in Eukaryota, Metazoa, Nematoda, Chromadorea, Rhabditida, Strongylidae. The record is from the annotation of a GenBank genome assembly.
UUUUUUAUAGUACUGGACGUUCAUAUUCAAUCCUGGGUCGAAUUUUGCUUCACCUUUUUUUGUUCUUACUCGCGGUGCAGGUUAUGCCAAUCCGCAACAAGCUAAGGAAGUCGAACAGCGCUACAACGGCAUCCGAGUGCUCGAAGGAGUUGAGGGACCUGCCGGACGACGACUACAAUCAGCUGUUGGCCUCGGUUGCUAAUUGGCCAAAAAAGGUGUUUAUUUCGGACUCGGGAGUUUUGUCUCCUGGGGCGGGAGCUGACGAAGGGAAAAGCGGAAAGAAGUUGACACCCGCAGCACAAUCUUGCCUUGAUAAGAUAUUUGACGAAGUUCGAAGUGUGUCCAUCGGCGAGCCCGAUUUGGGAACAUUUCCCGAGUCAUCUUCUUUCAUGUCAAGAAGGGUUGAUGCAUACUCAGCUUUCACCCCAACGAAGAAAAAACCAGUGCGUUACGAAAAAGAAGACAUGAAAUACAUUGAUGAAGACAACGAUGUUGAGUUGAUGGAUUUGAGUGGAACAACAUCUACUCGUACAUUUAUUCGUGGUAAUCGUGAACAUACAGCUACUGAGUACACAGACACUGAUGUCGAAAUGGGCUCAUCGCACUGUAUCGAUGACAGCCGUCACAGUGUUUUGAAUGGAUGGAAUGAGAAGGCCCUAUUACGCAACGGUAGACUUUUGAAUCAAACGCAAACAAUUUUAGGACCACAUAGUGAGGGGGCGUUUUAUCCAAUAAAAUCGUUUGUGGAUGGAACUGACGAGAUUCCGAGUUUGACACCAGUAUACGAGAUGCCGCCUCAUUCCAAGUCACUGCUACCAACUCCACAGGAAGAGCUAUCAAGUCCAACUGAGCCUGUGCAGCAUCAGAACGGAGUGACCAACAACAUUGAGGACGUGAUCGCGAAAAAUGCCAUACAGGACGUCGUUGUUCCUACUACCAAGUCGGAACUGGGCAAGCGAAAAAAGAGUAAAAAGGAUAAAAGCAAGGAAAAUGUGAUUAUGGCCGAGAAUGUACCCGGUCAUAUGGGCCAACUGCCCGUCGAGCAGCUAGUGGAUCUAAUCGAAGGUAAACCGGAACAGAACAACAAAAAACAGAGCGCCAAAGACAAGUCCGAGGUCGCCACCGACGAAGCGACGAUCCAGACGAAGAAGGAGCGCAGACGCAAGUCGAAGGAGCUCAAAGAGGCCGCUUCGCCGUCUGCCUCGAACGCCGCCACCAUCGGCGCAUCACAGACGAAAACGGGCGGGUCAACCGCCGCCGCCACCGCCGCCGCUGCCGCAGCCGCCGCCGCUGGUGCUGCUUCUUCCGCCGCGCCGGCUAACACGUCGCAACCGCCGAAAAUGGAAUUUACGGUAGCCAGCAAACGUGUCACAUCGCCUGGAACGGAAAAGCGACGUGGAAAAGGAGGUGCAGGUGGUGAGCGCAAUGUUCGGUGUUCUACCGAGGAUGCCGAAGAAGAAUUUUUGAGUGCUGAUGAAGGCGUGGCAUCAUCUAUUGGGGACGAUCCGUCCGUACCCGCUUCCAUGGUAGCAUCCCUGGCAAUAAACUCGAAUUCGCCGAAAGGAACUACUACGUCAGAUGUAGUGCUGGAUGGUCGGAAUUACAGAGCGGAUGAUGAAGACGUCACACAGAUUGAACGCCAGUUUGCGGAUGAACAGGAAUUUAUCACAGUGAACACGAAGAAAAAGAAGUCGAUGGAGUUUAAUGGGAAACAACAACAACAGCAGCGUACAGGAUCGGCCGGUAAAGAUGAACGCCAUCAGCGUGCGAUGGCUGAACGAUUAGAACCUGCACGUCGAAGUUCUCUGGGUAUCACAGCCGAGUCAAGAAAUUCGACAAAUGGUCCUUCAUCUGGACGUCGUCCAACUACUGCAUCCCUGGCUGACUUUUUGGAUGAAAAGGAUGGUGGUAGAGUUCAUAGCAAACCCACUUCGUCGACAACCGCUAAAACUGUGAAAAAAGUUCAUCGCAAUGAGAAUUCGGCGCGGCAAUCGCAGCCUGAUGUUGAAGUUUCGCUACCUGAACUGCCGUCCGGUCCAGCAGCAGAGCAGAUGUCAAAACCUGCUGCUUCACAGAGCGUCAACAGUGAUUCUCCCGAACGAACGUUCUCAUAUGCUGAUGCAGCUAAGAAAUCGUCCGAGCCUAGUCGUGAUAACUCCCCUGCUUGCGUAGCUGUUGCGUCUCCAUCGGCAAAAUCUGAUUCACCAGCUCCACAGACUCCUACUCCCCUCAAUUCUUCUGAUCAGUGUGGUGCUGAAGUGUUGCCCUGUGCUGAUGUGGCCGCAAGAGGCUCUUCGAGUGUAGCUGAUGGUCUUUCCUUUUUCUAUGAUGAAAGUGAAGCUGCACAGUGUGACCAGGAUGAAGAAGAUGGUGAAACUGGCCCAGAUGGCGCAUUUGUGCUAAAUCUAGCUGGCAAAACGGUUCGAUUUGCCAAAGGCAUGGCAUCUCCUGCUGUGGAUACCCCUCCCUCAAAUAGUCGCCAUAUGUGUAUGGUGGAAAUGUUAGCACAGCGAUGGAAAAUGUUUCAGGAAGGAAACGUGCCGAAAAUCUACCAACCCAGGAUCGCAUCUUCCUGAUGAGUGCCCACAUAUGCUAUGCUUUGCACAGUUUCACUGUCUGCUGGUUGAGCUCUACUAUGUAUUGGCUUGCCUUAACUCUUUCGACCGACUUCUAUCUAUCGUGUGAAGAGUAGUGUCAGUGUUUUCUCUGCAUAAUUAGCGAAUUUAUGCGUCUGUAGUUUCCUUUUUCCUUGUGUUCCGAUUUACUUUCAAUUGAUCCGCCGAUUGCUUUCACUGUUACAGACUUGUCCGUUUUUGCGUCUUUUCCUGAUCAUUUUGACGCAGUCCAUCUUUGUAUUUUUUGUACUUGUUGUAGAGUACUCGGUGACGAUCCUAAUAAUCUUCUUUUAGUUCUUCUAUCCCAUUGUGUAGCGAGAAUGUAUUCCCCGACUUUUUAGUCUAAUCAUGAGUCCAGUAAUCUUUUUAUGUCUUGUACCGAAAUGUUUCCUAGAUGUAAAGUCAUAUCUAAAAAUAUUUGCGCGUUACUUUCUUUCCAAGUAUUUGUUAUCUGUUUUUUACUUUGUCAGAGGUCCCAAUGUGACUAUUUUCUUUUUCUUCUUUGUGAAAAUCUGGAUGGAGCAGCAGAAUUCGAUUAGUUGGCUA